This is a messenger RNA of Ilex paraguariensis (yerba mate), 642 nucleotides long. Lineage: Eukaryota; Viridiplantae; Streptophyta; Magnoliopsida; Aquifoliales; Aquifoliaceae. The record is from the annotation of a GenBank genome assembly.
AUGGUUAAAGUUUCUUAUAUAUUGGGAGCAAAUAUUGUGGGUAUUGUGGGUUUUUUGCCGUCUAAUACCUACUUUUUGUUCAGGUGUGUUCGUUUGUCCCGCUUUGAAAAUGACCGGACAAUCUCCUUUAUACCUCCUGAUGGAUCUUUCGAUCUCAUGACGUAUAGACUCAGUACUCAGGUAAAGCCUUUGAUAUGGGUGGAAGCACAGGUUGAAAGACAUUCUAGAAGCCGUAUGGAAAUAAUGGUAAAGGCCCGCAGCCAGUUCAAAGAGCGUAGCACUGCAACAAAUGUUGAAAUUGAGUUGCCUGUACCAUCUGAUGCCACCAACCCUAAUGUUCGGACAUCAAUGGGAUCUGCUGCUUAUGCUCCUGAAAAUGAUGCAUUGAGGUGGAAAAUAAAAUCGUUCCCAGGUGGUAAAGAAUAUAUGUUGAGAGCUGAGUUUACCUUUCCAAGUGUAACUGCUGAAGAAGCAAUUCCUGAGAGAAAAGCUCCUGUACGUGUGAAGUUUGAGAUACCGUAUUUCACAGUUUCAGGAAUACAGGUUCGUUACUUGAAGAUCAUUGAGAAAAGUGGCUACCAGUCUCUUCCGUGGGUGAGAUACAUAACAAUGGCUGGUGAAUAUGAAUUGAGGCUUAUGUGA